GACCGGUGAAGGAGUUCUGGUGAUCGGUAGAAGGGUUGUGGUUAUCGCUGGUGGAGGGCAGAGAAAUGCGCCGAAAUUGAGUGUGAUGCUGCAUUGUUCGAAUCUGACAGGGUGUUACUCAGUUUCUGGAAACAAACAUUGAGAGGAAGAGAAUCGACAACAAUUAUGUUGAAUACCUUAAGUAGAGGAAGGGAAUCUGAAUUAACAUUCUUCCCCAGACCCGAACCAUGGACUGGGAUAGUAAGCUUCUGAUUUGUGAGGUCUUGACCUUGUUUCCCAUUGCUGCAAUGCAGAGGAUGACCUUUACAUCAGGUUGUACUAACGGGUAGAAUUGGAAACCAUGCCCUACUUGCACGGAUUUCGACGAAUUAUCUUCGAAUAUCAGCCUCUGGUCGAUCAAAUUCUCAGGGCUGCAGGGUUGCAGGAACCAACUGGAGAGGCUGGUGAGGAAAAUUCAACCAGCGAGGUUCCUGUGACUGCAGCGGACACGGUGGCACUGCAGGGACUGCUGGAGAGAGAGUCACAAUCGCCCUUCUACGUGGAAGCUGUCAGCUAUGCGUUGUUUAAAGUGGCUGAGGCGGGUUUGAUCACUGCAGCUGAGAAACUGCUGACACACGGAGCUGACCUCAACUUUGAAGAUCCCGUUACAUAUUACUCAGCGUUGCACAUAGCAGUCCUGCGCAACCAGCCCGACAUGGUAGAACUGUUGGUCCGACACGGAGCAGACAUCAACAAGAGAGACCGGGUUCACUGCAGCAGCCCACUAGACCUGGCCAGUGAGGAAGCAGAACGUCUGCCAUGCCUCCAGCGGCUUCUUGAUCUUGGUGCCAAUAUAAAUGGAGUUGACAGGACUGGAAAAUCUGCCUUGCUGCAUGCUCUGGCCAGCAGCGAUGGAGUACAGGUACACAACAUCGACAACAUCAAGCUGCUCCUUGAGAGGGGUGCAGAUGUGAAAGCAAACAUGAUAGACGGUGACAACGUCUUCACAUUCAUUGUAUUUCUUCUGGGUGAGACAGAAGGUAGAGACCAGACCGAGACUGAAACCCUCAGGCAUUUCUGCUUGCAUGCCACCCAGCUGCUGCUUGCUCAUUCUGCUCAACCCAAUGCAUGUCAACCUGAAGAUUCCCUCAUCUACACCUGCAUUAAUCAGUUUGAAGUUCACCUCCCAAUCAUACAAGUUCUCCUGGACUCAGGGGCUUCCAGCCAUUGCCCUGACCAUGGCCCGUCCUGCUGGUCCGGAUUCACACUUCUCUUUGAGAGACUGCGUACACUGCUAAACGGACCUGAGACGGGAAUCACACACCAAGAAGCCUUGCGCCGAGCGGGAGUGGCCUUGGACCUAAUGUUGGGCAAUGCAACGCGUCCCUGGCUGCCUUUAGGCUGGGAAAUCAAACCCACAGCUUACUCCGUCUACACAGACCAAGUACUGGCAUUGUCCAGGCCCCUGAAGCUACUGGAGUUUUCUCCAGCCUCACUGAAGCAUCUGUGUAGAGUGGACAUCCGACGACUUCUGAGGCCCGUGCCUUUGGAUCCUAAGGUAAAAGCCUUGCCACUGCCAGACCGGUUGAAGUGGUUUUUGUUGAUGGAAAAUAAUAAGAAUGAGGAUGAAAUCAUGCAACAGUAAAGGCAGAGGGCAACUUGGCAGCGAUUUAAGACUAGUCAUUAUCUGGGGCAGAGCUCUGGAUUUCUGCUGUUGGUCUGAGGUCGACUUUCCGAACCCAACACAAUUUGACUUCUUGAACAGUAUUGAGGUAUGAGACCACAAACAGCCUCAUGGAGAAAGAGAUUCUGCUGACAUUGGUACACAAUCGAUGUACAAAUAGACUAGUGAAGUCCAGACAUGAAUGAUAAUUUCUGUACCAUAGCUUACAUCAACUAGUUUGAAGACUUUAAUAUUUCUGCAGCAAUUAAUUCAACUCUCAACUGGUAAUUGUAAGAUUUCUACGCUUGAUCUAAGAUAGAGAUUAGAUGCUACAUGUGAAAUUCUAUACUUAACAAAAAAAAACUACAUUGAAUUAUUCCCAGGAGUAUGCAUUCCAUUGUCGUCCAAUUGAAAUAGGGAAUGUGAGGGCAGGUGAAAUAUCUGGUACCAAAAAGGUUGAACUGUUAUCUGCAUGGUUGGACUAAGCUGGUGCUCAGUGUCAGAACGGAGGGGCCAACAAAAAUAGUUGGAGGUGUGUUAAGAUGUUAAACUGAGAAUAACAUUUGCUCUUUCACUGCUCCUUCACCCAUUCCAAGCAUUGUGCGUCUUUGUGUCUGUCCUGAGUAAUAUUCAACCCAUCACAAAAAUAAAUCAACAUCUUUGCUGUAUACAAAAUGCCUGUGUUUUCCAACAUGAUUACAGGUUUCUGAACUGCAAAACCCAUGUUAGUGUACAUGGCAUUUUGCUUUUGUACAGCAUUCACCCACCUGUCAGGCAGUCUGGUGUUUGAAAGGUCUGUUGCGUAACAGGCCAAAGAUGGAAAUAUCCAGCAAAUUGAGUAGGAAUGGGACUACAGCAGGAGAGAACUUCUGCAUUACAACUUAAUUAAGUUGCUGGCAAUUCUUAAGGCGUUAAAUCACCAGCACUGUAGCUGGUUUAGUUCUGCCACCCUGCAGGUGGUGUUGAGAUUAGACAGGCAAGGGGUAGUGCCUGCCCCUUUCACCCUAUAUUCUGAAAUCAGAUUGUUCUAUGUUGUUAAGUCUAUAGGGUGAUCAGGUUUCGAUAAGUACAAAGAAUCAAAACAACCUUGCUUGUGGAGGACAGGGAACAUAAUUACACAUUUCCCAUAUAAAAACAGCAAUUUGUUUAAAUUCAUACGUUGUGUGUUGUUUUGACUUGAGAUUUACAGUGUUUUUUAUGCACGUUGAGUAAUGGAAGGGAGCAAAUUGCUUAAAUGUUGAGGCUGUCAAACCUGUGGUGAGGGAGCAGUUAGCUUCAAGGCAUAGGGUAAUAAGUUAUCCUUUGCUAUGAACCUUGGCUGUGGAGGGGAUUGCAGGGGUGGAAUGGGAGACUAUAAGCAUUGGAGGGGCUGUUUGCUCAGAUCAGCCAAGUCCUGUUCUCCAUCUCCCUCUGGUGCUCCCACCCACCUUUCUUUCUCCCUAGGCCUUCCGUCCCAUUCUCCCCCUUCUCCAGCUCUGUAUCCCUUUUGCCAAUCACCUUUCCAGCUCUCAGCUUCACCCCACCCCCUCCGGUCUUCUCCUAUCAUUUUGCAUUUCCCCCUCCCCCCCAAUAC
Molecule: messenger RNA, 3215 nt
Organism: Hypanus sabinus (Atlantic stingray)
Lineage: Eukaryota; Metazoa; Chordata; Chondrichthyes; Myliobatiformes; Dasyatidae
Gene: asb6
Product: ankyrin repeat and SOCS box containing 6
Exons: 7
Coding region: 341-1624 (427 amino acids)
Biological process (GO): intracellular signal transduction; protein ubiquitination
Cellular component (GO): BRCA1-BARD1 complex
Molecular function (GO): protein binding
Source: RefSeq, a predicted model, not a curated record